AUGCCGGCCAAAAAACCAAAAACUGGCGUCUGCUCUGAAUCUUCCCCGGACGUCAUGAAGACAUCGGCCAUCACAUCGCAUAAGAAAAAGAAGAAUAAAGCGCUUAAGAAAAACGGAGCGUCGAAAAAAUCUGUAUAAAUGACACACUUUUUGAUUUAACAUUCUUUAUUUUCAGAAAAAAAGAAGCGAUGGAAAUAAAACGAAACAGAACUCAAGUCUCGCUGAUAAGAAUCUUCGUAAAAACUUUGAAAAACUUUGCGAACGCAUCGAGAAGCAAGUGGCGGUUCAUGAGCGCAUUCCAUUAAAUACACAAGGAAUUGUUGAGCUCAUCGAAGUCAUCAAGAAGCAAAAGGGCAUCUCUGAAUCGCUGGAAAUCGUUGAUUCGCUGGUGGAUGUCAUCGGCGAUGCGAUCAAACAACAAUACGAAAGCCGUCGGAACGCCGCUGAGAAUUCGGAACAAGUUCCGGAACAGAGCGAAGAAUCUUCCAGACCAGAUAUUCAGAAGUUGGAGCCGAAAACUGAGUCUUCGAAUACCACCGCUCAAAAUUUGGAGCAGUCUUCGAGAGAAACGGAUCAGAAGCCGGAACGAACCAAUGCGAUCGAUGGACCGGUAAGACUGUGUUCAGUAAGAUCAGAGUCCACUUCAAUCUUCAGUCGUGCGGCGCAUGCGGCAGCCCUUCGCACCGUCUCGGCAAUUGUGACAAAUUCGAAACAGCGGAAGCGAGAAUCGAACAAUACUGGAGAAUCGGAAAAUGCUCGCACUGCGACGAGAUCCACAAUCCUCGCGAAGUCUGCAGAUUCCCGAAAAGGCAAUGCCAUUAUUGUCCGGGAGACCAUCUUCCCGGACUGUGCAUACGGCGUUACGGUGAUGACGAAGAUCAGGAAGAGUAUUCUGAUGAGGAGGAGGAAUUCGAGGAACCGCGCGAAAAGAGACAUAGGACGAAUUUUCCUGGAUGCCAGAAUCCGGUAAGAAUCGCUUUUUUCUACCCGUACAUAUGAUUCAUUUCAGCGUCACCGACCUCAGACAGGCACAUCUGAUCCGCAGCAGUUCCUCCAGAGGGCUUCGAAUUUCAUGACGGUAAAAACUGUUCAUUUCUCUCGCAUUUUUUGAAAUAAUUUUUUUUUCAGGAUUUCCAGCAGCAAGCUCACGUGCCUCUCCACGCCCCGGCUUCUUCGCAGGCUCUCGCGCUUUUCCAGGCUCCCGCUCAUUCGCAGAUGCCCGUGCUUUUUCAUGCUCCCGCGCCUUAUCAGACUGCUACUCCUCGCCAUGCUUACACUUCUUACCAGUCUCACACUUCUUACCACUGUCACACGUCUUACCAGUCUUACACGUCUUACGUUGCCUACCCGCCUGCACCGGUCUACCCGCCAGUCCAGGCUUACCCAGUUGUCCACGCCUAUCCGACUGUCCACGCUUACUCUGUUUUCCAUGCUUGUCCGCAUUACUAG
Messenger RNA from Caenorhabditis sp. 36 PRJEB53466, 1449 nucleotides. Lineage: Eukaryota; Metazoa; Nematoda; Chromadorea; Rhabditida; Rhabditidae. The record is from the annotation of a GenBank genome assembly.